Messenger RNA from Striga hermonthica, 1050 nucleotides. Lineage: Eukaryota; Viridiplantae; Streptophyta; Magnoliopsida; Lamiales; Orobanchaceae. The record is from the annotation of a GenBank genome assembly.
AUGGGGUCGACGGCGAAAAACAUCAGCGGCUCAACAGUGGCGGAUCCAUCCUCCGGCGAGGAGGAGGCAUUCCUGUUCGCCAUGCAGCUGGCGAGCGCCUCCGUUCUGCCGAUGGUCCUCAAGUCCGCCAUCGAGCUCGACCUGGUCGAGCUCAUCCGCCGGGCCGGAGACGGCGCGUGGGUCUCGCCGGUGGAUCUCGCCGCCCAGCUCCCCACCGCCAACCCGGAGGCGCGCGUCAUGAUCGACCGGAUCCUCCGGCUGCUCGCGACCUACUCCGUCGUGAACUGCCGCCUGAGGCCGCUCCCCGACGGCGGCUCCGAGCGGCUGUACGGGCUGGCGCCGGUCUGCAAGUUCCUGACGAAGAACGAAGAUGGCGUUUCCAUGGCUCCUCUGCUUCUGAUGAAUCAGGAUAAGGUUCUCAUGGAGAGCUGGUACCACUUGAAAGAUGCAGUGUUAGAAGGUGGAAUCCCCUUCAACAAAGCAUAUGGGAUGACUGCAUUUGAAUACCAUGGCACAGACUUAAGGUUCAACAAAGUGUUUAAUCAAGGAAUGUCAAAUCACUCGACUAUGGUGAUGAAGAAAAUUCUGGAAAUAUAUGAUGGUUUUGUGGGGCUUGAGACUGUUGUGGAUGUUGGUGGAGGGACAGGUGCCACGCUGGAUAUGAUCGUGACAUUUUUCUUGUGUGCAGGCAUUGAGCAUGUUGGUGGUGACAUGUUUGUGAGUGUACCUAAAGGAGAUGCUAUUUUCAUGAAGUGGAUUUGCCACGAUUGGAGUGACGAGCACUGCCUGAAAUUCUUGAAAAAUUGCUACGAAGCCCUACCAGAAAACGGGAAAGUAAUCCUGGCCGAGUGCAUUCUGCCGGAGGCUCCGGAUACCGGGCUUGCCACGAAGAAUGUGGUCCAUAUCGAUGUGAUAAUGUUGGCCCAUAACCCGGGCGGAAAAGAAAGGACAGAAAAGGAAUUCCAGGCCCUGGCUAAAGGGGCUGGCUUUAAAGGGUUUAACAAAGUUUGUUGUGCUUACAAUUCAUGGAUCAUGGAGCUUCUCAAAUGA